Camelina sativa (false flax) is the source of this 1951-nucleotide messenger RNA. RefSeq lists its product as uncharacterized. The record is from RefSeq and is a predicted model, not a curated record. NCBI's taxonomy places the organism in Eukaryota, Viridiplantae, Streptophyta, Magnoliopsida, Brassicales, Brassicaceae.
ACAUUCAAACCCCCAUCUAACCUAUGCAAAUGCAAUAAAAAAUCUUAAAAUAUUAGAAUAAGAAUCCAUAUAUUUUUCUGUGUAUAUUGGGAAGCUUAGGUAAUAGCCUCUAACGGCUACCUUGUACAGCUGCUCUUAUAUAAUCUCAUGAAUACAAUGAUACUGAUCAUCGAUUGAGAUUAUACCUAACCUAAUAUGGUAUCAGAACCUUUGCUCUAAUCUCUUAAAAAAAAAAAAUCUCAGCCACCUCUCACCUCUCGCCUCUCGUACGUCUUUCUUCUUCUUCUCUUUGCUCUCCUUCUUUUCUUCUUUUCUUCUUUUCUUCUCUGUUUCUUUCUUCCUCUGCUCACAUCCAUCUAUGGCUACCACUACACCAACAACAGCCAAUACGGCUCCACCGGCUGCGAGUCUCACUCAGAUCCGUGCCCACAUCCCCAUCAUUCUUGACAUGAACAAGAUGAACUACGAUUCAUGGCGCAUCCUCUUUGAAACUCACUGUCUCAGUUUCUCUCUCACCGGUCAUCUCGACGGCUCCUCUCUUCCCACCGGACCGACAGACACAAUCUGGAAACAACUCAACAACACAGUCAAGAUGUGGAUCUACGGUACUAUUUCUGAAUCUCUUUUGACUUCUGUUCUGAAAACAGAGUGUUCUGUUCGCGACGUCUGGCUCAUGCUCGAGAACUUGUUUCGGGACAACAAAGAGGCUCGUGCAAUCCAGUUGGAAAACGAACUCCGCAACUUCACGAUCGGUGAUCUGGCUGUCCACGACUAUUGUCAAAAACUGAAGUCCAUCUCGGAUACGCUCGCCAAUGUUAACUCUCCUAUCACCGAUCGCGCUUUAGUUAUACAUCUCCUCAACGGACUUAGUUCCAAAUUUGAUAACAUCAUCAAUGUUAUCAAGCAUCGCUCACCACCCUGUUCAUUUGGAGAGGCCCGAUCCAUGCUCAUCAAUGAAGAAGACCGACUCAAGACCAAACGCCAAACCCUUCCAAACAACGACGACAAUGCUUCGUCCCCUCAAGUUCUUCUUGUUUCCUCUCAACAACAAUAUGAACCUCCUCGCUCUACACCCUCAAACCAGCAAUUUCAAUACAAUCGUGGUGGAGGUCGUGGAAACAAAGGAAGUAGGGGCAGAGGUCGUGGAAACAAAGGUCGUGGCGGCAACCCUAACUACAAUGGUGGCAACUGGGGCUCUGGAAAUCAGUCUUGGUCCUGGCCCAAUCAGUCUCAGUGGCCCACUCCUCCUCAAUGGCCCAUUUAUCCAAAAUGGCCUACUAUACCAAAUUUCCCCAGUCCACCACUGCCUCAACAUCAUUACGGUCAGCCUCCUCAACAUCCUCGUUUCUACUCCGGUUCCAAACCACCACAAAUGUCACCACAACCAACACAAGGGAUCCUUGGUCAUGCGCCUCCUCCAACGGGUUCUGCAUAUAUCACAACCACUCAUCCUACAACCGCUCCUCUAACAAACACAUAAUUUAUUCCCACCACUCUCGCCAAUGCUUUCAACACCAUGACCUUCCCGGAUCCUAACGACGCUAGCUGGUAUAUGGACACCGGAGCCACCGCUCAUCUCACAGCUCAACCAGAUACACUCUCCUCCUUAUCUUCGUCUUCUAAUCCCCUUCUUCCUUUCGUAACUGUUGGAUCUUCAUACCUGAGUGCCUCUCAUCUGAUGUGAUAGCCAAGGCCCUCUAUACUCAGUCUCCUCACCCUCUCAUGAAGUCUUUAUCACCUCUGCUUCUGCUUCCACUUGGCACCGCCGCUUAGGCCAUCCUGGCAAUUCUGUUUUUCGCAAUUUAAUCUCUUCUGGUUUAUUUGAUUGUUCAAACAAUGAUAUUUCUUCUUUAUGUCAUGCUUGCCAGCUUGGUAAACAUAUUCGAACCAUUUUAUUCUUCUACUACUACAGUUUCUUCUCCAUUUGAAAUAAUUCAUUUUGAUAUCUGGA